AUGGGUGGCAGCUGGACACCAGGUAUGGACGGCAUGGUGAUUGGAAUCGAAGGCAAUGGAGGAAUGCUCUUUGGAAUGGAAGGAAUGGUGGGCAAUGGGAUAGCUGGCAUCGGAGGCAACGUUGCAGUGGGCAUGGUUGGUAUAACAGGCACUGUAGGGAUUGCAGGCUUAGGCACAGAAGGCAUCGGGCCGGCCGGUAUGGGCGGUAUCGCAAGCUUUGGCAAAGGCAUGGUUGGCAUUGGAGGCAAAGAUGGCUUUGGCAGUGUCGGCAUGGAUGGUAUGACGGGCUUUGGCAGCGCAGGGAUCGAAGCUAGAUAUGUUGAAGGGAGUUCAGAAAACAAUCUUUUGGUUGGUGAUCAGCGGGGAAGGGGAGCUUUGUGUCCAAAUGGAGAUUCCAGUCCUUCAGAUGCUCCACUAUAA
This is a messenger RNA of Phoenix dactylifera (date palm), 420 nucleotides long. The record is from RefSeq and is a predicted model, not a curated record. NCBI's taxonomy places the organism in Eukaryota, Viridiplantae, Streptophyta, Magnoliopsida, Arecales, Arecaceae.